Molecule: messenger RNA, 611 nt
Organism: Pollicipes pollicipes
Lineage: Eukaryota; Metazoa; Arthropoda; Thecostraca; Pollicipedomorpha; Pollicipedidae
Exons: 3
Coding region: 58-378 (106 amino acids)
Source: RefSeq, a predicted model, not a curated record
GGCACCGCCGGGAAAGCGAAGGCUCCAUUCUGUGUUGGGACCGGCAUCGAGACAGCCAUGGCCUCCCUCAGACUGAUUGCGCUGGGCCUGCUGGCCGUGGUGGUGAUCACGGAGGCCCUGCCCGUGCCCCAGUCGGUGGUUCCGGACGACGUGGCCGCCGGUGCGCCGGAGGAGGCCCGGCUGAAGAGGGAGGGCCCGCCCGUCCGCCUCCAGGCCCAGGCCCGCGACGACUCGUACGGACAGCCCGCCUACGCGCCGGCCCCCUCCUACCACCAUAAGGGCGGCCCCGUCUACGUCAAGACGUUCGUCAAGACCGACUACGACGGCAACUUCAAGUGGGGCGUCAAGCACAACAUCGAGAACAAGGGCUACCACUGAGGCCGGCGCGUGACGAAGGCGACGCUGUUGGUCGGAGGACGAUUCGAGACGCGGUUUUGAUGUUGGUGCGCACUAGUCGAGGUGUAGCUGAGGCGAAGGUCUAGCUGUUAAAUGGUUCAACACGUGACGUCAUUGCAAGGGGAGUGUGAUACUGGCUGCGCGCUGUGAGAUAUUGUGUACAAUAAGACCCUUUGUUAUGGAUAAGUUAUUUCUUAAUAAACUCUGAAAAACCC